Messenger RNA from Ciona intestinalis (vase tunicate), 1745 nucleotides. Its product is annotated as armadillo-like helical domain containing protein 1. Lineage: Eukaryota; Metazoa; Chordata; Ascidiacea; Phlebobranchia; Cionidae. The record is from RefSeq and is a predicted model, not a curated record.
UUAACUAGUUUGGAACGCUAAACUGAGUUCAAUUUUGGUUAUUUUUUUCACGUAUUUAGAUAUAAUGAAUUUAGGUCCUUAACAUGCCGCAUAGUCAAUCUGCCGUUUCGAAAGUUCAAAUUUUGCUCUCACGAUGGGAUAAAGGGUCCGCGUUGGUUCGUGGCGAGAUUUUAGUCGAGUUUUUGAAGAAUUGCGUCGGAAAAACUGGUCCAGAGUUAGAGCAAGAGUUUGGACAAGCUGCCAGCCUAUUUCUGACUAGAUUAACAGCAUGGUUAAGGCUUACUUAUAUGAUGGGAAGUUGUAUAGGGCUUCAGUUAAAAGCACUUCAUGUGUUUCUAACAGCAACUAGUGGGCAUCAUUUUAUGGCUGAGUUCAUUGAAGUUGGGGGAGUUCUAACUUUGCUGGAGAUAACUGGCUUAAAACAAUCCACAGAGUCAGAUAAAUGUGACGCCCUCAAACUAUUGAUUGUAAUUGCAAGUGCAGGAAGACAAUAUAAGGAACUGAUCUGUGAAAGUUACGGUAUUCGAUCAGUAGCUGAAUGUUUAGCGAAGUCAAAAUCAGAAGAUACUCAAGAUCAUGCACGAAUAUUGCUACAGUUGCUUGCACAAGGCAAUCCAAAGUAUGGACUUCAAGUCUACAAAGGUCUCAUUGCAUUGCUACCAUCCACGUCUCCUAAAGCUCAACAGAUGGCCCUUCAAAAUCUAAGGAUAGUACAACCCAUUGUUAAAUCUGCAAGUCCAAGUUUAGUGGAACCUCUUCUUAAUCUUCUUGCUACAGUUCAUCUGGAAGUUCAAUAUGAAGCAAUCGAAUUCAUCCGUGAGUUAAUGGAAUACGACAUACAGAGCCAACUGUUGGAAGGGUUGGUUCGUUCAUUAAGACCUACCAGGGAAGAAGUUCUGAAAUAUCAACCCAAGCUUGCAGAGGCGCUAGACGGCGCACCAGCGCUAUCAGGUCCGUUACCUACGUUUAUAAAGCAAGCAGCUGCCGCAAAAACGAUCGGUAUACUAUCACGUGAUUCGUCAGGCCUGGCUGAGCAUCUUCUGCGCAUGCGUGUAAUACAGCAGUUAAUGUACGCGAUGGGAAAUGUGGAUUACGCAGACACGCAGCGACAAGCAGCGUUAUCGUUAGAGUACUUGGUUCGCAUCUUCCCCUCUGUGAACGAAGCUGUGAAGCAUGCUAUGGGUGAACAACUGUAUGAGUUAUUUAUGACAAAUGCAGAGAACAUGUACAUGAGUUUGAACGCUGUACAAGCUGACGUUUUGGUCUCCAAUAAAGUCACUUCAUCCACAGCUGGUACGUCAUAAACUCAUCAGUGAUGUCAUAAGAACGAACCGUUAUUGAAAAUUCUAAUAAUAACAACGUCUAGUAAAGGUGGGGAAGAUGGGACACCUUUUUAUUCUUUUUUCGUCUCAUUUGGUGGUAGAAAAAGACCACUUAAAGAAUUAUAAAACCAUAUCCUCACGAUUCCCAUGCACCGUUGUACAUUUUUUAAAACAUCAUCAGGAUAUUUGAACCUAUGUGCUAAAUAUGUCCCAUCUUACCCCAAAGUUCUAUAAAAGUUACGUCACAUUUAGAAAUUUAAAAAUAAUAAAUAAAUUUUACCGCGCUUUUUAAAUAUUUUUAUCUUUAUUUGCAGCUGCGUGAACAGCGGCCGAGUUUUUGAAAGUUUUCUUGUUUAGCGUUUUCAUAACAUUGUAACAUUACUGUAAUAACUUUGGACGAAAUAAAUCCUAUUUUACGCGUUA